Molecule: messenger RNA, 3903 nt
Organism: Nelumbo nucifera (sacred lotus)
Lineage: Eukaryota; Viridiplantae; Streptophyta; Magnoliopsida; Proteales; Nelumbonaceae
Source: RefSeq, a predicted model, not a curated record
AGAAGUCAGGUAGCUGAUAUCACAUGUGAGGCUGGUGACCAUUGUUCACCACUAACAUUUUCUAUGCACUAUAGCUCUUCUGCUGAUAAUGCUACUUUACCAAGCCAAUUGAUUCCUGAUUCUUUUGUUUUGCCAUUCGUAUCAAGUAUGGAAGAAAAUAUGAUCCACAUCAAGCAUCAAAUGGAGGAUAACCUACUUCCAACUCAGAAUAUGUGCCAAGGAAGUAACAUUAAUUUACCAACACAGGAAGGGACAACUGUUACAUGUAUUCAAGAGGAUUCUAUAAUGGAUUGCAAUGGCAUUGAUAUUUGUCAGGGUAUGAGUUUUAAAGGUGAAGCUAGUGCUUAUUGUUCAAUUACUGGAAACUCAUCUUCUGAUGCUAAAAAUGGAGCUUUUGCUGACAAUGCCUCAAGGCAAUCGUUGCCUUCUCUUCAGUCUUUCAGGUCAAGUAAGAAUGAAGAGGUUUGCAUGAAGGAUGAAAGAGAGGAUGAACUGCUUGUAUCUAAUAGCAUAUUUUGUCACUCUGUAAAAGUCCUCAAGGAAGACACCAAUGACCAUAAUUCCUCAGUCAGUGGUGAUGCUGGUGCUGAUAAUGUACAUAACUCCGAUGCUGGUGCUGAUAAUGUACCAUCUGUUUACAAUGACUCAAGGCAAUUGUUGCCUGGUGUACAGCCAUUUACUUCAAUUAAAAGUCAGUCUGUAUGCAUUAAGGAAGAACGAGAGAAUAUACUGAUUCCAUCAGAGUACAUGGUUCAUCAUUCUUUAAAAGCCAUUGGUGAAGCUGCCCAGAGUAGUCGCAUUGGGCAUAGGUAUCAUGUUGAUGAUGAUGCUGAUAUAUGUAUUCUUGAAGAUAUUAGUGAUCCUAUACGGUCAACCCCAUUUGUAGCGCAUGCAAAACCCUCUGUGACUGCAACACAUUCUAUGUAUAGUGACUCUAUUCAUCACACAGGAUUUGGAAGCCCAGGGCGUAAAGCAAAUGAUGAAAGAUUAACUUUUCGAGUUGCAUUGCAGGAUCUUGCUCAGCCAAAAUCAGAAGCUAGUCCACCAGAUGGUGUUUUGGCCGUCCCCCUUUUGAGACAUCAGCGAAUUGCUUUGUCAUGGAUGGUGCAAAAGGAAACAGCCAGUGUACCCUGUUCUGGAGGAAUUCUUGCUGAUGAUCAGGGAUUGGGAAAGACAGUAUCAACAAUUGCACUUAUACUGAAGGAACGGUCUCCAUCCUCCAAGAUGAAUUCUGUUGUUGCAAAACAAGGUGAAUUGGAGUCUUUAAAUUUGGAUGAGGAUGAUGAUGGGGUCUUAGAUGUAGAUGGAGUGAAGCAAGACAAAGAUUCUGGCCUUACUAAGAAGGUGGCGAAGGGUGAGAAUGCUUCUAUGGUCACAAAGGGGAGACCAGCCGCUGGAACAUUGAUUGUAUGUCCAACGAGUGUCCUCCGGCAAUGGGCCGAUGAGCUGCAUAAUAAAGUCACCAAGGAAGCCAAUCUUUCUUUUCUUGUAUACCAUGGAACCAAUCGAACAAAGGAUCCUUAUGAUCUGGCGAAGUAUGAUGUUGUGCUUACAACAUAUUCCAUUGUAAGCAUGGAGGUUCCAAAGCAGCCUCUUGUGGAUAAAGAUGAUGAUGAGAAGGGCAAGGCAGAAACUCAUGGUUUGCCAUCUAUGGAUUUGUCUUCCAGUAGAAAAAGAAAGUAUCCUCCAAGUUCUGAUAAGAAAACUCAGAAUGUUAAGAAGGGAGUGGAUGGUGCAUUGCUUGAAUCUGUCUCUCGUCCUCUUGCAAGGGUUGGAUGGUUUAGGGUAGUAUUGGAUGAAGCACAGAGUAUUAAAAAUUAUAGAACUCAAGUUGCAAGGGCAUGCUGGGGACUUAGAGCUAAAAGGAGGUGGUGCUUGUCAGGCACACCUAUCCAGAAUGCUGUUGAUGAUCUUUAUAGUUACUUCAGAUUCCUUAGAUAUGACCCAUAUGCUGUCUACAAGUCAUUCUGCUCUAUGAUAAAGAUUCCGAUUAAUAAGAAUCCGACGCAUGGGUACAAAAAACUACAAGCUGUUCUUAAGACCAUAAUGCUUCGUCGCACAAAAGGCACUAUUAUUGAUGGGAAACCUAUAAUUACCUUGCCGCUGAAAUCAAUAGAGCUGAAAAAAGUGGAUUUCUCAAAAGAGGAAUGGGACUUCUACUCCAAACUAGAGGCUGAUUCGCGUGCAAAAUUCAAGGUUUAUGAAGAUGCCGGCACUGUUAAAGAGAAUUAUGUUAAUAUUUUAUUGAUGCUCUUGCGUUUGCGACAAGCCUGUGAUCACCCUCUUCUUGUCAAGGGUUAUGAUUCUAGUUCUGUUUGGAGUUCCUCUAUAGAGACUGCAAAGAAACUUCCUAGGGAGAAGAAGCUGGAUCUUUUGAAUUGUUUGGAAGCCUUAGCAAUUUGUGGCAUUUGCAAUGAUCCACCUGAAGAUGCUGUUGUUACCAUCUGCAGCCAUGUUUUCUGCAACCAAUGUAUCUGUGAACGCCUAUCCAGUGAUGAUAACCUGUGCCCUGCAGCAGACUGCAAAGUUAAACUCAGUGUAACUUCUGUUUUUUCCAAAGCCACACUGAAAUGCUCUCUUUCUGACCAGUCUGGUCAGGGUAAUUCCAAUUCCAAUUUUGCCUCUAAGCUUGUUCAGACAUUUGAGCCAUGUCCAGAGGGUCUUUCCUCUGAUUCAUCCAAAAUCAAAGCUGCUCUAGAAGUCCUGAAGACACUAUCUAAACCAUUGGAGUGUACACCAAGAGAUAAUACUUCACACUCUAGUAAUCAGAGUACCAACUGUGCAGAAAAUGGAUCCGAUUCUCAUUCAGAUUGUUCAUUUAAGGAUAGCCCUGACAAAGCUAAAGUAGCAGAGAAAGCAAUUGUCUUUUCCCAGUGGACAAGGAUGCUGGAUUUGCUUGAAGCUCGUCUUAAAAGUUCUUCUAUACAGUACAGAAGACUUGAUGGGACAAUGUCAAUUGUUGCUAGGGACAAAGCUGUGAAAGAUUUUAACUCCCUUCCAGAGGUUUCUGUUAUGAUUAUGUCAUUGAAAGCAGCAAGUCUUGGACUAAACAUGGUGGCAGCUUGUCGUGUUCUCCUUCUGGAUCUAUGGUGGAACCCAACAACUGAAGAUCAAGCAAUUGAUAGAGCACAUCGAAUUGGGCAGACUCGUCCAGUCACAGUUUUGCGGUUAACUGUGAAAGAUACAGUUGAAGAUCGAAUUUUAGCCCUUCAGCAAAAAAAGAGGGAGAUGGUUGCAUCAGCAUUUGGAGAGGAUGAGACCGGUAGCUGCCAGACUCGUCUUACUGUGGAGGACUUGAAAUACCUGUUUAUGGUGUGAUGUGGGUUGUUAUUUUGACUAGGAUAUUGCCAAUAUUGGUUUUAACUAACUGAGGCUCUUCUUUAGCUAGUAGCUAGAAGGCGGAUUGUCUUGGGGUCUGAGAUGUUAUUGCCUGCAGUAGAUAUAGAAGUGGUUGGAGCAGUUCUCCUUUGGGUGAGAUUAGAGGAGCUUUGAAUAGAGGUAUUAACUAACAACAUACGUGGGGAUAAAUAUCACAGGGCAUAUUACACCAAAGAUCAUGUGAAUAGUUCUUGAAGAAUACACAGCUCAUUUUUUCCUUCAUUGUCAACAAGCAUGAUUAUGAAAUUCUUUUGUCAAGUGUAAUUCACGAUUUCACGGUUAUCUUAUAUUCUCUGGUACUCGUACAGCAAGUGUAAUUCAGGAUUAUCUUUAUAUUCUUUGACACAGUGAGAAGUUGCAUUUUAAUAUGCCAUUGUAAUUAGUUCAUUCGAUGAAAUUCCGAUUUGUUCUUCACUCUUCCUUUCUGGUUAACAGAUGAUGACAGAUUUCGAUGUAUAAUGUUUUUCAUAGAUAUGUGAUAACUUUCUGAAACCUGACGUUGAUAAGAAUUUACAGAUAUGUUUC